GGAAAGGGGCAGUUCCCAGGAAAUUGGUUAAUGAGAGACCAAAAUCAACAAGCGGUGGUGGGCAGCAGGCUGGCCAGGCUGUGCGGCGGGGAUGAAGUGGCUGCUGGGCAUCGCCGUGGCCGUGCUGGCGUUGGCAGCUGCUGGGCAGAGCCCGCUGCAGCGGCGCGUGGUGAAGGAUGUGCUGGACUACUUCCACAGCCGCAGCAACGUCCAGUACCUCUUUAGGGAGCAGUCGGUGGAAGGGGCCAUCGAGAGAGUGGACUCAUCAGGGACGUUCGUCCAGCUGCGCCUUAACCUUGCACAGACAGCAUGCAGGAAGCAGACACAGAGGAGACAGAACUGCAGGAUCAUGGAGAACAGGAGAAAGCCAGCCUGCUUGGCCUGCUACAAGUUUGACAACAGCGAUGUCCCCAAGGUGCUGGAUAAGUACUACAACUGUGGCCCCAGCCACCACUUGGCUGUGAAGGAGAUCAAACACCGUGAUGAGGCUGAGUGCAGGGCUGUGGAGGAGGCUGGCAAGGCGAGUGAUGCCCUCUAUCUGCCUGGCAUGUUUGCUUUCUCCAAGGGGCUGCCAGCCUAGGUGCCCACGCACGCACCCCUGUCCCCUCUUUGCAGUCCAGCAGCCACCACAUCCCCAGCCCAAGAGGAGGAUGCUGACACGGGGCCCCCCAGCCCCCAGCUUGCUGCCCCUCAGCGCUGUGCAGUGAAGGGAAGGUCGUCCCGCAAUGCCCCCCCAGCUCCUGGCAGUGUCUGCAUGCACCAUUAAACCCCAGCUCUGCCUCUGU
Molecule: messenger RNA, 785 nt
Organism: Phasianus colchicus (ring-necked pheasant)
Lineage: Eukaryota; Metazoa; Chordata; Aves; Galliformes; Phasianidae
Source: RefSeq, a predicted model, not a curated record